This is a messenger RNA of Gaeumannomyces tritici R3-111a-1, 213 nucleotides long. RefSeq lists its product as hypothetical. The coding region runs from base 1 to 213 and encodes 70 amino acids. NCBI's taxonomy places the organism in Eukaryota, Fungi, Ascomycota, Sordariomycetes, Magnaporthales, Magnaporthaceae. The transcript is spliced from 2 exons. The record is from RefSeq and is a predicted model, not a curated record.
AUGGGUGCUCUCGAACGCUGUCUUCAGGACACAAAUGAUGUUGAGAAGCAGAAGCUCAGUCCAUACGCCGGCAUCUCGGGAAUAGGAGUCGUUGCCGCCUUCGUUGGAACAACGUUCAUCGCGCUCUUUCUCGUCAUCUGCAAUUAUCUGGUCGCCUAUAAUCCAACAACCAACCCCUUCACGCCCCUCGAUGGUCGGCUAGAGGACUCGUGA